Salvelinus namaycush (lake trout) is the source of this 525-nucleotide messenger RNA. Its product is annotated as gamma-crystallin S-1-like. Gene Ontology annotation, molecular function: structural constituent of eye lens. The transcript has 3 exons. Bases 1 to 525 code for a protein of 174 amino acids. Gene Ontology annotation, biological process: visual perception; lens development in camera-type eye. NCBI's taxonomy places the organism in Eukaryota, Metazoa, Chordata, Actinopteri, Salmoniformes, Salmonidae. The record is from RefSeq and is a predicted model, not a curated record.
AUGGGAAAGAUCAUCUUCUACGAGGACAAGAACUUUGGUGGCCGUCACCAUGAGUGCAUGAGUGACUGCGCUGAUCUUCACUCCAUGUUCAACCGCUGCCAAUCCAUCAGGGUGGUGAGCGGUAUGUUCAUGAUCUACGAGCGCCCCAACUUCAUGGGACACCAGCAUUUCCUGAGGAAGGGAGAGUACUCCGACUACAUGCGCAUGAUGGGAAUGAACGAGUGUGUCAAGUCCUGCCGCAUGAUCCCCAUGCACCGUGGUAACUUCAGGAUGAGGCUGUACGACCGCUCUGACAUGGGAGGCCAGAUGAUGGAGCUGGAUGACGACUGCCCCAACUGUAUGGACCGUUUCCGUAUGUCCGACUUCAACUCCUGCAACGUGAUGGACGGCCACUGGCUGAUGUACGACCAGGCCAACUAUAGAGGACACCACUACUACCUGAGGCCUGGCCAGUACCGUAGAUACAGUGACUGGGGAGGCAUGAGCUCCAAGAUCGGCUCAAUCAGGCGCAUUAUGGACCUCUAA